CAGUCUUACCGUAAGUAUUUACUGUCACAACGAAGCUUGGAGCGGAAAAAAUACGAACCUGCCGUGUCUUCUGCGUCGUGGACAUCUUUUUGACGACUACUGCUCCCUCCAGCAGCGCGAAAUACGUGGUAUCGUUUGCUACAUCGAACAACCCCUUGUAAACAACGCCUACAUGUCCUUAUUUCGAAUCAACACCCUUCCACGUCGUGUUCAUUCUGUGGCUCCGCUGAUGAAACUGCGUCUCAUUUUUUCUUCAGUUGUUCUCACAAUGCCGCGCUAUGGACAAUGACUCU
Rhizopus microsporus ATCC 52813 is the source of this 293-nucleotide messenger RNA. RefSeq lists its product as uncharacterized. The transcript has a single exon. The record is from RefSeq and is a predicted model, not a curated record. The annotation marks the transcript as partial. NCBI's taxonomy places the organism in Eukaryota, Fungi, Mucoromycota, Mucoromycetes, Mucorales, Rhizopodaceae.